AUGUCUAAGCAUUUUGUUCGCUCUAUUAAAAACGUAACAAAUAGAUAUACGCCCACUGAAAUCACCGUUAGAAAUGCUACAAGUAAUGAACCUUGGGGGCCAAGCAUCUCGGAACUUAAUGAAAUUGCACUAUUAACUUAUCACGAUAAAUAUCUCAAGGAAGUUCUCGAUGUACUUGAAAAACGACUCAAUGACAAGGGCAAGAACUGGCGUCAUGUGAUGAAAGCUCUUACAAUUCUUCUCCAUUGUAUCUAUGAAGCUUCAGAUCUAGUGGUUGACUGGCUCAAAAAAAAUCUUUAUCUAAUUAAAACCCUACGCGAUUUCCGUUAUGCCGAUGAUCGUAACAUUGAUCAAGGUGCUCCUAUCAGGGCAAAAGCAAGUCUAAUUACAGAAUUGAUUGAAUCUCCUGAAAAAAUGGCACAGGAAAAGAAACAGUACCAAGAACUACGUGCAAACAUGGCAAGACCAGGAAUUGUAGACUUGGCUACUGGUAAUGCUGCACCCGCAAAACCACGUUUAACCCUCGAUCUUUCAUCCUCGGGCCGGCCCCGUCGCAGUAUCAGUACGGCUAUUGUUGCUGCAAACUCAGGGCCUCAAGGCCCUUCUUCUACCUCUUCUGCUUCUGCUUCUGCUUCUGCUUCAUCAUCUUUCUCAUCUAACAAUUAUCAUAACACUUCAGCUACAUCUUCCGUUACAAGUCCACGCAGCUCACUCGAUGCUUGGACACAACAAUCCAGCUCAGGGGCUUACAGAAAUAAGGCUCGUGUUGCACCCAAACCCUCCAUGGAAGGCCGUUAUUCUCUGUCUCUCCCCCUCCAUUCCAUCAUUGAGGAAUCCCACUACUCUGCACCUACGCCACCACACUCUGUUUCCGCAGCAUCGGUAGUGCCUACUCGAGCACCACUCUCUUCCUCAUCCAAUAAUACACCAUCGCCUCAGCCCGUUUCACGGAUUCAGACAUUUUCCACCGCAGCUGGAAAUGUCAGUAAAAACUCUGGAACCAUUAGAUUGGUGGUGGAUAAUGAGGAAGUUGUUGGUAACUCAAUAAUAUUAACAACACCAACAACACCAACAACAUCAAAAAGUUCAGCCGUUAGGAUUCCAGUAAGCGGCUCACCCACAAAAAUAAAGGGUAACCAGAUUGGCGCAGCAUCAUCUGCGCCAUUACCCGCAACAAUAAUAACGUCGAGAUCACCACCCCCUGUGAUGACAUCAAUGCCUGUAUCGGCACCAACCCCAGUCACUGGUAAUAUACAACAAACAACCAUUCCGGUGACUGUGCUUGCUCCGAUUGUGACGAGUGCAGUAAGUCUGAAUAGUUCUCAUAACAUGUCUGCAGGGAGUAGCAUUAGUUUGUCAUCGCCAAUGAGCAGUAACAAUCCGUUUUUCAGUAUGGUUGCAGCACAGGAACAGCAGCAACCUCAAUGA
This is a messenger RNA of Magnusiomyces paraingens, 1428 nucleotides long. RefSeq lists its product as uncharacterized. Gene Ontology annotation, biological process: endocytosis. The coding region runs from base 1 to 1428 and encodes 475 amino acids. Gene Ontology annotation, molecular function: phospholipid binding; clathrin binding. Gene Ontology annotation, cellular component: clathrin vesicle coat; plasma membrane; endosome. NCBI's taxonomy places the organism in Eukaryota, Fungi, Ascomycota, Dipodascomycetes, Dipodascales, Dipodascaceae. The transcript is spliced from 5 exons. The record is from RefSeq and is a predicted model, not a curated record.